Ostrea edulis (European flat oyster) is the source of this 2688-nucleotide messenger RNA. RefSeq lists its product as uncharacterized. Lineage: Eukaryota; Metazoa; Mollusca; Bivalvia; Ostreida; Ostreidae. The coding region runs from base 1 to 2688 and encodes 895 amino acids. The transcript is spliced from 7 exons. The record is from RefSeq and is a predicted model, not a curated record.
AUGUUGCUGUUUGAAAUCCCCCUCCGAGGCCUCACUUUCUUACGGAAUGCUAGAAAGACGGACCCAGUCCAACGAUACACACUGAAAGACUUCCAGACUGCAGCCAAAAAGGAACUGACAUUCCUAAAAACAAUAGACGAAUACCCAUCUCUCUAUGGAGGACCCGUUCUCAAAUAUGCCAUAUUCAGAUAUGAGAAGUUGUGGUUACCGUUCGCUGCUGAACACAGGGAUAGGACUCUGUCUGCCCCAUUAGACAUCGCGUGGGUGUGGCACUGUCAUUUACUGGCCCCCGUGGCUUACGUUAACGACUGUGCGCGGGUAUGUAACACGGAAAUCGACCACAGCCUGACGCCCCAAGUGGACCGCGCUGACACGGAGCAACUGUGGUCAAAGAAAUACCCAGGUAUUAAUUUCAAUAUCAACCUUGUUGAAACCGGAGUUAAACCCCCUUCAUACGAAAGCCACAUUCAAUAUGACUUAGAGAAAGCAGCUGAAAGACAGAGAUCUUUCUUUUAUCAAGUUUCUCUACCCCAUUACAAUGAUGAAAAGUUUGUUCAAAAUGCUAUUACGCGGUACAGGCAUUUCUUAACAUUAAAACGUCUUAAUCCAGAAUCUUUUGUUGUUCCGUGUUAUGACGUGGAUUUAAUUUGGCAUUCACAUCAAGUUCACCCGGCAGCUUACAAGAGAGACACAGAAACCACAUUAGGAAAACUUUUCAAUCAUGACGAUUCCGUUAACGACAGAAGCGAAGGCUCCAAGCUCAAUGUGUCCGAUAAAGAAACGCGCAUGUUAUGGCGGGAAGCUUUCGGAACAAACUUUUCAGAAUUCGGUGCCAUGUACAGGGGACUUCCUGCAAAGGGCCGUAUGUUCACAGUUCCCGAUGAAGUGAUUGACCAAUACUGUUCCAAAAAUGUUGAAUUUCAACUGAACAAUGCAGAACUUUUGGAUUAUACAUCAGCGCUGAAAGUUCAUCAACUGAAACUGAGUGCCGUGUUCAGGAAUGGAGUCGAUAUCGAGCUUUUAAAGCUGAAGAAACCCAUCAAGGGCAUGUGGAGUGUGUCCACUCACAACAUACCAAUGUACGAUAUCGAUACAGAGAUGAUUGACGUCAUCAGUGUCGAACUCUUCAAGUAUGGGGCGCUGGGGAAGCUGGGCAGCAAGACUUUAGUUGGUGAGGGUAGAAUAGGUUGCAGAGAAUUGGUGAAAAAUUGUAGAAAUAGUUCGUCAAACGUAUCCUCAACUGUGCGUUUAUCUAACGGGGAGUCAAUUCACCUAAAUCACACCGUCCGGAUUACCAAAACUAAAGACUGCUCAUUAAAGAUGGAGGCAGGAAACUUUGAAUCGGCCGUCAUUCCUGAGCAAAGCGAGAGUCUUUGGGGACCAGUUCCUCUACCACGCCUUCCAGAGGGAGUAGAAAACAAGUGUUCUGUGGCGAAUCACAGAAUACGAAAUUUGGCUGGAGAAGUGAUGUUCACUGCACGCGUUAUACACAGUUUACCGUUGAUGACGUCAGUAGUUCAAGUGUUCUAUCACGAUAAGUUGAGUGUCGUCUGUCACCUGAUAGGUCCUGAUACUCUACCAACACCAGCACAGGUCCAGACCUCGACCGAGAAUCCUGCAAUUACUCUCUCACCACAAGAUGGAGAACGAGCAAUGAUGAUAAAAAACAACGAUGGUGACUGGGCGAUAUUAAUUGGACGUUGGACAGGGAUAAGAAAGGGCGUGCCAGGGGUUAGAGCAACCAAAUACUCAAAAGGAAGGGCUCCUGUACGUGGUAGUCCUGGUCAUUUACAGGUUACAAUGUACAGGUUACCAACAGGAGAUUGUUCAACAUUUGUGCUUGACAGUGAAAAGUUCCAUUACUAUGAUUACACUGUCAAAUUCCACGGUUUUGAAGCAGACUUUUCCAAAUGUAAAAUCAACAUUUCGCCAACAGAUGGAGCUGAAAAUCUCGCUUUGGUAUUUUGUAUCAGUGUUAUGCAAGUGCUGUGUCAGCCAAGACCAAGAGAUUGGGAACCAGUUGAGGAGACUAGUUCAGACACGCCUUCGUAUGUAAGCAAGAAGAGAGAAUUUCCCACGGACAAACUAGCAAUGGUGAUGGCUUUUGGGUUUCUAGUUUCUACCCCAUCCAAUCAUCUCUUGCGGAGGCACCACAAGAAAAAGAAGGAGAACCAGGAUAAGUCGCACGUGACUCCCGUUUAUGGAGGUGGAACAGUAAGUGAAUCGGAUUCAACGCAUUGGUGUGAUAAUCCUGCUGAAGACGCACAUGUGUACGAUGACGAGGACAAUGGAGAUGACCAAGAGGUGGAUCAGUGGGAGGCAGCAAUGUUCUGCGUGAGAGAAGAAGAUCUGAUGGAUGCUGAUGGAGACGACUGUAAUACGGACACCGCAGACGGUGACCCGGGUGAAUGUGGUGGUUGCGGUGGGUGCGGAGGAAGUGACGGGAUGUGGGGAGGAGAUGAGGGAGGGGACGGUGGUGGAUGGGGUGGGGAUUCUGGAGGGGGAUGGGGAGAUGAUGGAGGUGGUGGUGAUGGAGGGGGUGGGGAUGGAGGGGGUGGGGAUGGAGGAGGGUGGGGUGGUGAUGGAGGGGGAGGGGAUGGAGGAGGGUGGGGAGGCGAUUCAGGGGGAGGGGAUGGUGGUGGUGGUGGAGGAGGAGAUGGGGGAGGGUGUGGUGGAUGUGGAGGUUGA